This is a messenger RNA of Exaiptasia diaphana, 1074 nucleotides long. Its product is annotated as methyltransferase-like protein 7A. The transcript has 3 exons. Gene Ontology annotation, molecular function: S-adenosylmethionine-dependent methyltransferase activity. The coding region runs from base 85 to 780 and encodes 231 amino acids. Lineage: Eukaryota; Metazoa; Cnidaria; Anthozoa; Actiniaria; Aiptasiidae. The record is from RefSeq and is a predicted model, not a curated record.
UACGUCGGACUUGUUGCUCUCUUCAUAAUUUUCGUAUUAUUGCUCCUUAGACGAACAUUUCUACCACGGCUUGUUUCUAGCAAGAUGUACAAAAAGUAUUUCGCAGCUUUGAUUAAUAAGUGGGGAGCAGUACCCAGGCCAAAAAAUAGCACACGACAAAAACUUAUUACUCAGCUAAACGAGAUKCUCUCUGAAAGUGAUGGUGGCGAUGUUUUGGAGAUUGGCGUAGCUUCUGGAMGAAAUCUGGCAUAUAUGAAUCUUCCUGAAGGAUCAUCCUACAUUGCACUGGACUACAACCCUGAGAUGGAGCAUUAUUUGCGAGAAAACUUAAAGAAAUAUCCAAACAACAACAUUCCUCUAAAACAAUUCAUCGCUGAAGAUGCUGCGAACAUGCAAAGCAUCAAGGACAAUUCAGUGGCUGCUGUCCUUGGUGCACAGAUAUUGUGCUCUUUAGAGGGCGAGAAAGUAAAUCAAGUCUUAAAAGAAAUUAAACGAGUGCUAAAACCAGGUGGAUAUUACUUCUUCUUGGAACAUGUCAUAGAUGAUCCUAACACUAUGAGGAGGGCAUUCGAGAUUUUGUCUGCUUUCCUUGGAUUACCUGUGUUGCUGGAUGGUUGCCGAAUGGAUAAGGAGACUUGGAAGGAUAUAGAAAGAGCUGGUUUCCAAAAUGUCACAUAUCAAAAACGWCUUGAGCCAAGAUUCUUUUCUUGGUCUUACCCAGGCUUAUCACUCAUUGUUUACCUCACAAGAGUCAAAAUUUAUGGGUAUGCACUAAAAUAGCAACUUCAAAUAUCUUAGUAUGCAGAAAAUUGUGAUUGUUUCAUCAUAAGCCAUCCCUAUUMUUAAUUGCUUAUGAUACCUACCCACACUAGAGCUAUUACAUGGUAGUUUUAUGCUAAGUAUUCUUAGUACUUAUUUUUAAGAAUAUUGGUAUCUAAUCUAACAUACAAUACAGUCAGUUCACUGUAAGGGCUAGGAAAUCACAUGGGGUUUGGGCCCGGUCCCAUAUAUUUGCUAUACGGGGACGUGCCGCUGGCCAGGGUAUGGUUUUUGGCCUUGCUGUCUUDAAHAGGG